GUGACUGGUGACGGCCGUCGGAACUGGAAGAGGAAACCUCCACCUUGUCGCCGGGAUCGGCCGCUUCCGAUGCGGUCCGGAUGGAGGCGCCUCCGGGGGAGCCUGGACAGCAGCGGCUGCUGCGGGAGCCACCGCCGGCGGAGAGAGAAGCGGCGGAGGGAGAGCCCAUCCUCUUGGCCGAGCUGAAGCCAGGGCAGCCUCAGCAAUACGACUGGAAAUCCAGCUGCGAGACCUGGAGCGUGGCCUUUUCCCCGGACGGCACAUGGUUUGCCUGGUCUCAGGGCCACUGUAUUGUCAAGCUGCUCCCAUGGCCUUUGGAGGGAACCCAGCAGAACUGCAAAGCUUCGGAGUGCACGAAAGCCGAGGCCAGGGGCCGUGGCAGGGCCAAGGAGAAGACGCUGGAGUGUGGGCAGAUCGUCUGGGGCUUGGCCUUCAGCUCCUGGCUGCCUUCCCGUUCGAGGAAACACAUCCUGUGGGCGCCGAGUCCUGCGUGUUUGGUCCUCGCCACUGGCCUGAAUGACGGGCAGAUCAAAGUCUGGGAGGUGCAGACAGGGCGCUUGCUGUUCAACCUCUCGGGACAUCAGGACGUGGUGAGAGACUUGAGCUUUGCGCCCGGUGACAGCCGUUCAAUCCUCAUCUCUGCCUCGCGUGACAAAACCCUGCGCGUCUGGGACCUGGGUCAAAACGGGAAACAAUUGAAGGUGCUGUCUGGACACAUGCGGUGGGUCUACUGCUGCUGCACCUCCCCUGAUGGUCGGAUGCUGUGCUCUGCAGCUGGAGAGAAAUCGGCCCUGCUAUGGAGUAUGGAUUCCUACAGCCUCCUCAGGAAACUGGAGGGGCACCAGGGCUGCGUCGUGUCCUGCGCCUUCUCCCCAGACUCUGCGCUUCUUGCGACUGCCUCAUACGACACCUAUGUGAUCCUCUGGGAUCCUUGCACAGGGGAGCAGCUGAAAUCCCUCUGCCAUGUUCCGCUGCAGCCAGCCCUGGACCAUGGCGCCGACUUCCAUGCCAGCUCCCUGCGAUCGGCCUGCUUCUCACCUGAAGGCCUCUACCUGGCGACGGUGGCAGAUGACAGGCUCCUGAGGAUCUGGGCCUUGGAGCUGGGGAGCCCAGUUGCCUUUGCCCCAGUGAAGAAUGGGCUCUGCUGUACCUAUUUCCCCCACGGGGGGAUCAUUGCUACAGGUUUCUGCAGCCUCCUUUCACCUCCCCAAUCCCUUCCUCUCCUUGUAGAACAAGAGAUGGCCACGCUCAGUUUUGGACAGUUCCCCAGGCUCUCUCCUCCCUCAAGCACUUAUGCCGCAAGGUCCUCCGCAGCUGCUUCACGACGUACCAGGUGCUGAAGCUACCCAUCCCAAAGAAGAUGAAGGACUUCCUCACCUACAGGACUUUGUAAGGCUUUGACGUGGCUUGACGGAGCAGUGCCUGCGGUCCGCUGGACGGAGGGGGCGGCUGGCGUCGCCGAUCGCUCGUGCGAUAAGCUUUGGUGUUUUGCGGCGCAGGGAGGCCCAAACGGUCUGGUUCCCCCCUGCUCCUUUUGUGUGGGUUUACUUGGUUAAAGUGACUUUUUAUAUCUGGACAAGCACAGAUGGGCUAUAGGAAAAAUCUCUUUGUGUGUCAGCCCUACAGAGAUUUGACUGCUGCAGUCCUGUAGGAUGUACAUGUCCCUGGGACUUUCGUAUUUAAAUGCAGCUGCUCCCUUUUGGGCACCGGGAGCUGAAACCUUACACAGGACCCACCAGGGAAGAACUGUUGCCUGCAGGUGUUAGUCUGCAAAUCAUGGAAUUGUAAGGGACCACGGGGGGUCAUCUAGUUCAACCCCCUGCAAUGCAGGAAUCUUUUGCCCAACAUGGUGCUUGAACCCAUGACCCUUAAGACUAAGAGUCUCAUGCGCUACCGACUAAGCUUUCUCAGGCCUGGAUCUGGCUGCUGUUCUUUGGAUCUGGACCACAGCCUUCAACAUUAAUGAUGAAGCCAGGAGGCAGGGGGUCUUGCUAUACCCUGGAGGGAGAAGAUUAACCUUUUUGUCCUGUUAUGGACAAAAA
Messenger RNA from Podarcis raffonei (Aeolian wall lizard), 2042 nucleotides. It is a transcript of the gene WSB2, whose product is annotated as WD repeat and SOCS box containing 2. The coding region runs from base 81 to 1340 and encodes 419 amino acids. The transcript is spliced from 9 exons. Lineage: Eukaryota; Metazoa; Chordata; Lepidosauria; Squamata; Lacertidae. The record is from RefSeq and is a predicted model, not a curated record. Gene Ontology annotation, biological process: intracellular signal transduction. Gene Ontology annotation, molecular function: protein binding.